GUGCUCCGCGCCCCCGUCGUUCCCUCGGUGAUGUCCUGGGUUCCAAAAGCUCCUCCGGCCCCGGGUGGUGGAGAGGAGGGGGAGGUGUUUGACGAAGAAGCAGAUGAGUCGCUUCUGGUGCAGCGGGAAUGGCGGACCCAGAUGCAGAGACGAGUCAAAGAAGGCUAUAGAGAUGGACUAGAGGCUGGCAAAGCAGUUACCCUUCAACAGGGCUUCAAUCAAGGUUAUAAAGAAGGUGCAGAAGUCAUUAUAAACUAUGGACAACUCAGAGGAACUUUGAGUGCUUUGCUCUCCUGGUGUCACCUUCACGAUAAUAGUUCAGCUUUGAUCAGUGAAAUAAAUAAUCUUCUGGAUGCAGUUGGCCAGUGUGAAGAGUAUGUGCUCAAACAUCUGAAAUCAAUCACUUCACAGCCCCACGUUGUAGAUUUAUUGGACUCCAUUCAGGAUAUGGACCUUUGUCAUGUAGUUCCAGCUGAGAAAAAGAUUGAUGAAGCCAAAGAUGAAAGACUCUGUGAAAAUAAUGCUGAGUUUAACAAAAACUGUGGCAAUAAUCUUAGUGGGGUAGAUUGUUCAUCUUUAGAAUGUUGUGGAACACAGGAGCAUACGCAUUCUGGAAACCCAAGCCUCACUUGGAUUUUAGAACAGACAGCGAGUUUAGUAAAACAGCUGGGAGUAUCAGUAGACAUAUUACAGCACCUCAAACAACUAUGAAAAUUAUCUUAACUUUUCUAAUGAAAAUAAUGUUCAGAACAUUCCUUAGAGCAUUUUGUUUCUUAACAAGUUUACCAAAAUUUGUUCUGGUUUCUACAUUGAACACUUCACUAGCCUUCAUGGAAGUUUGAAUUGUCUUCAGAAUUAGCACUAUUAAAUGUAAUAAAAGCCUUUUUUCUGUCACUUGUAAUUUUUAUGUAGUUUAAGAUAUACGCUCAGAAAUUCUGUUAUUGUCAUUUUCAAAUUUCUGAUCAAAACCAAGCAUUUUCAGACUCGCUAGCAAAAGUGAAUCAAACAUUUUGUAAGGACCUAACCCUACUUUCUGCUCUGUCACCAUCGGUUAGAACCUCAUCUCCAGCUAGUCAGCCCAAAAUUACCAAAAAUAAUGGCUGACAUUGUAAAUAGAUGAACACUCAUAGAUAUAUCUAGAUUGAAAGUAAGAGGCUGUAAGUAUAAGAAACUGAAGAAAUGUUUAUACUGAUGAUUUAAAACAUACUACAAAUACUAAAAUUAGUUUUAAUUUCAUGUUAAUUAAAAGUAAAAACAUAAUUCCUUGAAAAAUAUAGAAAAUACAUUUCAUGCUCAGGUACUAGUUUUUCCAAGUAUUUAGGAGUUAGUAGUGUUGCUAACAAAUGUGCCAGAUUAUUACAUCUAAACUAGUUUUGCUUCAUAUCCACAUAGGAAUAAAACUCUGAAAUCACU
This is a messenger RNA of Miniopterus natalensis, 1413 nucleotides long. RefSeq names its product YAE1 maturation factor of ABCE1 (gene YAE1). The record is from RefSeq and is a predicted model, not a curated record. NCBI's taxonomy places the organism in Eukaryota, Metazoa, Chordata, Mammalia, Chiroptera, Miniopteridae.